AUGGGUGACUUGUACAUUAGAACUAUGGAAAAGAAACAGUAUAUAGAGGCAAACGGCUACAAGUAUGUGUGUAAAUGGGAGUGGGACUUCAAACAGGAACUAGAGAAUAAUCCAACUAUGAAACAAUACAUUCAAAGCUUGGAAAUCGUCACUCCACUGGAACCUCGUGAUGCCUUCUUUGGGGGUCGGACAGAAGCAUUUAAGUUAUACGAGGAAGGAACAGAGACGAGUCAAAUCAAGUAUUAUGACGUGACUUCGCUAUAUCCUUGGGUAAACAAAAUGGGAAAAAUACCCAUUGGUCAUCCUGAAGUUAUCACAGAAAACUUUAAAGACAUAAGCCAGUAUGAAGGAUUGAUCAAAUGUAAAGUGUUGGCACCUAAAGGUUUACAUUUACCUGUCCUGCCAAUGAAGUGCAAUAACAAAUUGAUGUUCAGCCUUUGUCGCGUGUGUACGGAAAACUAUCAACAGACGCCAUGCGAACAUAGCAACAACGAGAGGGCAAUGGUUGGAACAUGGGUGACAGAUGAGCUGAAAAUGGCAUUAAAGCAGGGUUAUACACUGUUACAAAUAUAUGAAGUUUGGCAUUUUGACAAUAUAUCCCAGUAUGACCCUGAGACGAAAACAGGGGGCGUGUUUACCGAUUAUGUUAACACCUUCUUAAAAAUUAAACAAGAGGCGAGCGGUUGGCCAGACUGGUGUGUUGAUGAAAACUCUAAACAAAAGUACAUACAAGACUAUUACAACACAGAGGGUAUCUUAUUAGACUACGUCAAAAUAGAGAAGAAUCCCGGUCUAAGAUCAUUGGCUAAAUUGAUGCUGAAUAGCUUCUGGGGGAAAUUUGGGCAACGAACAAACCUGACUCAAACUUCCUACAUUACAGACCCUUGUGAGUUUUUCGACAUGAUGACCUCAGACCAGCAAAAUGUAAAAAACAUACAAUUCGUCAACAACGAGUCUGUCAAGUUAGAAUGGGUGUAUAAUGACGACUUCAUUGAGACAUCAGGCAAAACUAAUGUCAUCAUUGCGGCCUAUACUACUGCUCAAGCCCGCCUUAAGCUCUACAGUUACCUGCAGCCAUUAGGCAGAAGGGUUCUAUAUUGUGAUACAGAUUCCGUGGUGUUUACAACAGAUGUGGGUCAGUGGGAACCGCCAUUGGGUGAUUACUUAGGAGAUCUUACAGACGAAGUGCCGAAUAACAGCAUCACAUCAUUUGUCACAGGGGGUCCUAAAAAUUAUGCUUACGGACUUGCUAUUCCAAAUAAAAUGGGUCAAAUGUCAAUUUGUAAAGUGCGUGGUAUUACACUGAAUUUCAAAAACUCACUUGAUAUUAAUUUUCAAACUGUCAAGGAUAUGGUUACCGGAAAGGUUGACGAGUGUGUUACUGUUGUAGACGAAAAUAAAAUUGUCAGGAAUCCCUCAACUGGACAUGUAAUUACCAAACGCGAAACGAAGGAUUACAAAAUCGUCUUCGAUAAACGAGUUAUCAGUAAAGAAUAUACUACAUAUCCGUAUGGAUAUUAA
Molecule: messenger RNA, 1521 nt
Organism: Mercenaria mercenaria
Lineage: Eukaryota; Metazoa; Mollusca; Bivalvia; Venerida; Veneridae
Exons: 1
Coding region: 1-1521 (506 amino acids)
Biological process (GO): DNA replication
Molecular function (GO): DNA binding; nucleotide binding; DNA-directed DNA polymerase activity
Source: RefSeq, a predicted model, not a curated record